GUGGGACCGAAGACCUUGGCAAUGCCCAAUGGACCAGCAAGAAGCUCUCAGAAAAUUUGCCGACAUUGGGAAGCCAGACCUUGCUACCGACUUUCUCUAUACAUGUCUUACUCCUGAAGUACGCGAGAAACUUACAUUGGAACAAUGUGCCACAAUUCUAUCAGAAGACCCUACGUUGCACGAGAAGCUUAAGGAGGCACAUAGAUCACAGAAUCUGGAGGCGCUUGACAACCUUUGUGUCCAUGUUAAACGAAUUGCAUGGAGAUUUCAUCCUCGUCUGGGGAGGAUGAACGAACUGAUUCGGUCAAUUUCGUUGGAUGGAAAUAUAGCAUCUAUAGCUAGAGGAGAAUCGGAACAACAUUUUUGGACGUCGAAUAGCGACGAUGCACAAAUGGAGACCACGGUUCACGUUGGGAGCUUGCGUAUUCCAUUGGGGAAACCGAAUGAUGCAGUCCCUCUGAUCAUUCUCCAUGAAUUGGGUAGCUUUCAGCAUAGUUCCAAAUCUAGGGAAAAGUUAGACCGAAUUUUUUCUUCAUCGAAUCACACAUUCCUCGUGAACACAUCGGGUACAGGAAAAACAAAGCUCCUCUUCGAAGGCCUAUGCCUCCAUUGGGGAUUUUACUUCACGUGUGCUAUAGACGCAUCCUGCCUUGGAUCAUCCGAUCUUCCUUCUGUUCUAAACCAGCUAAAAUGGGAUAAAAAUUGGACGUCUUACCUACCACGUGCACCUACUUCUGACUCUGACUACUCCUCGUCCUUACAAGCCAAUAGACGAUUAGUGUACCGCGCGGUAAGCGAAGUUUUGUUGGCACGGUUCCUCGUCUUCAGGAUGUUUCUGGAAAUCUGUUCAAAGCAGGGAUUCUGUCUUGCACAGCGGCAACGCUGGUUGGAAUUACAGAUAUCCCCAAUGAACGUCAUACCGUUAUACGACUUAUUCGGAAUGAUCAAAUCUAAAAUUACAGAUGCUUGUCUAAGUGACGAAGAACUGGAUGAGGCGAUGCUGAACUUGUUGGACGAAAUACAGAGCACAUGGGAAAUUGCUGCUGGUGAUUUCUUUUACAUCGCAGUAGAUGAAUCAAACGUAGCGUCGCGAAAGCACGAGGAGGCGUUUGAAGAUGAACACGGCCGUUAUCCUAUCUUGAAAGAAAUCAUACGCAGCCUCCGACGACGGGUGGGCUAUUUUCCCUUCAGAUUUGUUGUAUCUGGCACGAUCAUUCCCGAAGACCAUUUUCAGUCGACCGUCGGCGAGUGGGAUGAUUUUCGCUGGUGCUCAGAUACUGGGUCUUUUGAUGACCCAGAAGAACACCGCCGUUAUGCCACCAAAUUUUUGCCUCCCAGAUUUGCCACUUCAAUCUCUGGGCAGGCUUUAUUGGACCGUAUGUGGCAGUGGUUGCGUGGACGGCAUCGUUACACAGCGUCCUUUCUUGCAGUGUUACUCUACAACGAUUUCCACAGCCCUCAUACGUUGCUGGGUAAUUAUGUCGAAAAUAUCACUGAAUAUCUUCCUCAUGAUAACGGUAAAUACUCGGAAGGAGAGAAGGGUCGUUCUAAUGAUUGGUACCUACCACUUGGUCAUAAGGGACUUGGCUUGCGGUCACUUAAAACAGUCACAGUAGAAAUGCACCGUGCAGCCACUUCCUUUUUGAGUACUUCGACGGGUUGCAUUGACUGCUUAACAGAGGAUAGAGUCCUGAUCACUGAAGAUUACGGAUAUUUCAUUGACCCUGACUGCGCUCAAAUUGCACUCAAUGAGCCCAUAACAGUGACUGCUGGCGCAAUGUGGCUCAAGAAAAAUUCUUACUUCGGUUUUGAAAAGUUUAUCAGGAUUUUUUGCAAGAGAUCCGAGGUUUUCGUUCAUCCUACUCAUUUUGCACAUUUUCUGGCUUUCUGGCUUACCUCGAUCUCGGGACCUCCCUGCGAAAUUCCAGAUACGUACAGAAGCUUUGGAUCACCCACAGUAAUACCGAGCCACUGCAAAAUUUCAGAUGCGUUCAGAAUCAUCGGAUUACCUGCAGCCCUCCCCGAAAUGAAACUUGUCACUUUCACAAAGAUAGAACAACGAUUUGAAGCAGUGGACGUCCAUCUGCGGGAGGACAUCUAUGGCAAGCUGGUUUUUAUGGCCAAUAGUAACGAAGAUAUACUCUCGUGGUUCAAACACGAGCGGGACGAACCAUUCUGUGCUUUGUUGUCUUCCUCGAGCAACACUGUGAUCCUAGUAUUUUGCUUACAACGUGCCGAUGAACAAUCGUUCUGGGUGUUCGUACGGAUUUCAUCAAAGUCCACAAAUGAAGAGGAUAUAGAUUUUGCGCAGGAGAUUGACGACCUCCACCCUACCAAAGUCUUUCAUGACCAGCCUGACAUACUUUCGCUUCUCAGCAACUUACCGAACCUCUGUCUCGAAGUCGGAGACUUCGGUGUCCUCCGGAUUUCGGGAUCCUCCUGGGCUGAGAACGCGAGCGAAGAUAGCAUUCCUCCUGAACGACGUCCGGCUGGGGUUUUGAACAUUGACGGCUUGGACGAGGCUGAAAAGGGGGUUCCUUAUGAGGAGUUUAUGCGUCGUCUUUCGCAGGCCAUCGUUCAAACCAAGAAGAAGGUGGAAACUGCGCUUCCGCCACCAGUAGUCGAGGACUCAAAGAAGGGUAAGAAGCGCGGUAGAUCCUCGACUGUACUUGAAGAUAGCGCAACUACCCCCAGUGUCGCUAGAACUCGCAAAACCAAAAGCGUUCGGUCCACUAGGGGAGAUGUUUCGGAUCGUAGGGCUGCCAGCACUCGAAGAACCAAAAGCCUGAAGUCUACCAAUGUGAAUGUUACAACAGGAUCUGACAACAAACCUGGGCGUUCAAACGAUCGUCAAGUCACUGGAAGGAUUCUGCGAUCUCGUCGCAGUCUAGGUCGAAUCAGCGAUGUUGCCCCAGGACGUGUUUCGACUGUGGUGACUCGUCCUGACCGAGUUGAACCUAUAGCUUCAACGUCGUCUUCGACACCAUACAACUUGCGCAAGCGAUGAAUGGGUUAUUUGCUGUCUUGAUCAUUUUUGUAUUCAUCAUAUUGGAUGUACGUUUAUACCGACAGCGCCAUGUAUUCCUUCUAUCUAUCUAUGUACCAAAUGUCAGUAUCUACCCGCUUGAAUGCCAACUUUGAUACCGAUAUCAC
Messenger RNA from Lentinula edodes (shiitake mushroom), 3153 nucleotides. RefSeq lists its product as uncharacterized. The record is from RefSeq and is a predicted model, not a curated record. Bases 29 to 3007 code for a protein of 992 amino acids. NCBI's taxonomy places the organism in Eukaryota, Fungi, Basidiomycota, Agaricomycetes, Agaricales, Omphalotaceae. The transcript has 6 exons.